UCAAUUCGCCGGGUCUUUCGAUUCGACAGCUACGCGUUUAAAUCGUAAACAUCGUUUAACUUGUAACAGCUGUUACUCGUUUUUUGGAGUAAAUUGAGCGUUUAUUUUUGAAGAAAACUGAAGUUUGAAAAUGGUGGGGACUGCAGUAUUUGGCGCUGCUUUAGGUACAGGAACAGCUCUACUAAUUGCUAUGACCAUAGUCGUUUAUAAAUACUACAGUUUGAAGAAGAAAUCUGAAGAGUGGCAUUCAUUAGACCAGAUGCCUCUACCACCAACACUUGAACGGUUCAAUAAACCGUAUUAUCCUCUUAUCAAAGCCGAAUUCAAUCUAGAAAAAGAACAUUUAAAUGUUCAGCCCUUACAGCAUUCAUCAGCACAAGAUCUAACAGCCGAAAUCUUAAAAACGCCAUUGGAAGUGUGUUCAGCACAUGUGCCUCCACCACCAUUGCAACACCAGUCGAAAUCUUAUCCCACUGGACAACCCAUACUAUGCAGAACACCAAGUGUAUCUAGUCAGAGUAGCUUAGAUAGUACUGCGUCUAAACAGGGAGGACAUCGUGGCUCUUCUCCCCAAAUUAGAACCUUUGCUCCCGAUGGAAAAACUACGUUACCCCAUCACCAUGAAGCUACUCAUACGUCCAGUUACCCAUUGCGUACGUCAAGUAGAUCGCCAUCACCAUUACGAGCAGCGUCGUUAGAUAUUCGCUGUUCCUCACCAGGCACAGCGCACGCAUUGUCAGAAAUAAGAACACCUUCUCCUUCACAAUCUAGUCUAGCUUCAUUAACAGGAGGGUCUACGAGUUCUUGCAACUCACCUGUACCGGCCUCACCAAGGACCGGCCUAGGGAGGUGUUUAUCACCACUCUUCAUACACCGAACGGUGACUGUGCCAGAUUCAUCGGCCGUACCACCUCCCGCUAGUCCUUUAGGGGCUAUUCAGCCAGAUUUGUACUUGAGAAAGGACGGGCCAUUGUUUAUCGGCUCACCCAAAUCAUCACCAAGUCUCGGAAGACUGCAUUUUCGACUGUCUUAUGAUUUUGAUAAAAGUGAUUUAGUAGUACAUCUCAUCGAAGCUCACGACUUAGCAAGUAGUGACCAAGGGGGAUUUAACGACCCCUACGUCCGCCUAACGCUUACACCGGAAGUGGAUUCAAGGAAGCGACAAACAAAUAUUUGCCGAAAUGAUCCGAAUCCGUUAUUCGAUCAACAUUUCAAAUUCCCCGUAUCACAUGAGGAUUUACAAUCGAAAACGCUUGUAUUACAAGUUUUUGAUUAUGACAGAUUUUCUAGAAACGAUAUCAUUGGCGAAGUGUCAAUGGUUAUGAGCGAAUUUGACGUUGCAAACAGCGUGGAAAUAUGGGGUGAAAUAACAAGAAACAAGAAACCCAGAGAAGAUACACAAGAAAUUUUGGUAUCUUUAAGUUAUUUACCAUCUGCUGAACGAUUAACAGUCGUUCUGUUGAAAGCUCGAAAUCUGUUCGUAUCCCAAAGUAAAGGAAGUACAGAUCUUCAAACUUUCGUUAAAGUGUACCUGAUAGUUAACGGUAAACGAACUAAGAAGAAAAAGACAGCUACAAAAAAGGGUAGCUGUAAUCCAGUUUGGAACGAAGCUUUAACUUUCACACUAUCUGCCAAUAAUGUUAACAACGCCGCUAUCGAGUUAUCAGUAUUCGAUCAAGGUACCGAUAUAAUAGUGAACAAUUCAUUAAUCGGUACCUGUACAAUAGGCCCAAAAGAGAGUGGUCCUGAAAAGGAUCAUUGGAUAGAUAUGACGCAAAGUCCUAGAAAAGCCAUCGCGUGUUGGCACACAGUGAGGUAAAUUUUAUGCUCAAUCGAGAGGUAAAUAUAUCAGCUUCAAGAUAUACAUUUUUUCUUUUUGAUGGGUUAGAAUGAACAACGUGAUAAUUGGAAUACCUUUUAUUAUUAUAUAAUAUACUUUUUACAAUUAUCAGUACAAUAUAUUUACUUAUUUAUUUAUGCAAAGAUACUCUUUAAAUCUAUUUAAUAAAGACAGUGACUAUAUUUAUCUCUACAAUCAAGAAAA
Diorhabda carinulata is the source of this 2044-nucleotide messenger RNA. Its product is annotated as synaptotagmin-5. Bases 131 to 1819 code for a protein of 562 amino acids. The record is from RefSeq and is a predicted model, not a curated record. NCBI's taxonomy places the organism in Eukaryota, Metazoa, Arthropoda, Insecta, Coleoptera, Chrysomelidae. The transcript is spliced from 9 exons. Gene Ontology annotation, biological process: cellular response to calcium ion; calcium-ion regulated exocytosis; regulation of dopamine secretion. Gene Ontology annotation, cellular component: membrane. Gene Ontology annotation, molecular function: syntaxin binding; calcium ion binding; calcium-dependent phospholipid binding.